AUGGCGGGCUACGGAGUUGAAAAAAGAGAAACUGCCAGGCAGUACCGGUUGAACGCCAGGCGGCACGCGCGCAGGUUCCGCGCCGAGCAGCGGCUGCUGCUGGCGGUGGGAGGCAGCUGCCCGCCCCUGCGCUGGGGGUGGCGCCGCGGCGCCGCGCUGGUGCUGCUGGUGGCGUGCGGCGGUCAGCCGCUGGCGUGGCGGCCGCUCGCGACGCCCCCCAGCCAGCGCGCUGCCAGGCCCUGGCAGCGCCCUCUGGGAGCUCAGCCCACGCAGGACCUGCCGCCCACGCCGGACCUGCAGGGCGCAUCCUUGGUCGUCGCCACUUUCCCCUACCAUCCUUUCAGCACCUACGACAACGCAACGGGCCAGCUGGGCGGCGUCGAGAUGCUGAUCUGGCUGGAGGCGGCGCGCAGGCUGCACUGCACGUUUAGCGUGCGGGAGCCCGACGUCGACAACCGCUACGGCAACUUCUCCGGCAACGGCAGCGUCAGCGGCGGCGUCUUCCAGUUCCUCAUGGACGGUACCGCCGACGUGGGCUUCGCCUCUGUCUGGCUCAGCACCAUGACGAUGAAUGUGACGGAUCCAGCGCCGGUGUGGGCGCAGGUGUGUGUCACGUUCCUGGUGCCGCGUCCCCGUCCACUGGUGGGUCAGCUUUCCGCCCUCUGGAGGCCGCUGCAGCCCGCCGUCUGGGCCGCCGUUGCCGUAUGUUUGUUGCUGCAUGCUGCGGUUGCUGCCCUCUUAGAUGGUCCCGUUGUGAGCUGGAGAGGAGACGAGCGACGGCCCAGGCGAGAGAAGUGCAGACGGCUGGUCGACGCCGCAGUGCGGCGCUCACCGGGGGCGCUGGCUGCGGCGCUGCUGGGGUCGGUGGCGGCCCUGCUGGGGCAGCCCACGGCGCACGCUCGGGGCGCGGCGCGGCGCGCGCUGACGGCGGCGUGGCGGCUGCCGGCGUUGCUGCUGUCCACCGCCUUCUGCAGCGCCCUCGUGGGGUCGCUGGCCGCGCCCGCCUACGAGGCGCCCCUCGACUCCGUGGCCGACAUGCUGCGGCACGGCCUCUCCUGGGGCAACGUGUACCGACAGCCGCUAGACGUCUUCCUGGACCUGCAGAAGCCGGCGCACGCGCAGUGGGCCUCUCGCUGGCGCCAGGAGCGGCGCGGCGCGCGCGCCCGCUUGGUGGAGACAGGUCGGUACGCCGUGCCGGCCGGCGCGCUGGGCGCACUCGUCUUCGUGGAGGGCGAGUCCGUGGAGGCAGCCACUGUCGCCGGCCUGCGCCGCAUUCGCGAGUGCACCUGCACCGCAUACGUGGCGCACGUCUUCCCCAGGGACUCGCCGCUGCUCGCGUCCUUCAGCUCGCUGGUGCUGCGCAUGCUGUCCUCCGGGCUGGUGGAGCUGUGGCAGAGCAGAGCGACGGCGCAUGCGCUGAGGGGCCCCGAGACGACGGCGGCGCCGCGGCGUCAGACGCUGCUGGGCCUGCAGAGCGCCUUCCUGCUGGCUGCCGCCGGGCUCAGCGCCGCUGGCGCCGUCUUUGCCGCGGAGCUGCUGCUGGCCGCGUGGCGCCGCCGCAGACGACAAGCUGAGGGCCGCGGCCAAGGACCACCGCGCCGACGCACCACAGCUCCACGUCAAUGA
Schistocerca piceifrons (Central American locust) is the source of this 1626-nucleotide messenger RNA. RefSeq lists its product as uncharacterized. The record is from RefSeq and is a predicted model, not a curated record. Bases 1 to 1626 code for a protein of 541 amino acids. The transcript has 7 exons. Lineage: Eukaryota; Metazoa; Arthropoda; Insecta; Orthoptera; Acrididae.